Messenger RNA from Suillus plorans, 2997 nucleotides. RefSeq lists its product as uncharacterized. The record is from RefSeq and is a predicted model, not a curated record. The transcript is spliced from 11 exons. NCBI's taxonomy places the organism in Eukaryota, Fungi, Basidiomycota, Agaricomycetes, Boletales, Suillaceae. Bases 1 to 2997 code for a protein of 998 amino acids.
AUGACACGAGCUACCAAAAAGCUUCAGGUGCAUUUUGAGUGUUUUGUCCAGCAGCCCUCAGCCACACCUCCUCAACGUGUUCGCGAAUACACACUGACAACCAGGCGCACUACAUUGCAAAUGGCAUAUAUACCACGACAUAAUGAGGCCCCUCUGGAAGGGGAGAUCGAUGAAUUGUCAGCACCCAAGACUCAGUGGCCGGUUUACGACUUCUUCAAUGAAGUCCCUCUGGAUACGGACACAGAUGCCAUCGCAUAUGACCUUCCACCUGCAAAGCACAGACGGACUGCAGCAGAUAAUCCUCUCCUUGCUUGGAUACCUGAACGCCAAACAUUUCUUGAUGAAACUAUUUUUUUGGAAGGGCGUGGACACGAAGCUAUUUGCUCACUCUGUCACUGCGGCAAUUCCGAUAAAAAUUACCGGUGCAAGGAUUGUUUCGGACCUGGGAUGUUCUGUCGUGCCUGUAUUGUCCAACAACACGCAUGCCUGCCAUUGCAUAGAAUCGAAGAGUGGACUGGGAGUUUUUUCCGGCGCACAACUCUCAAGUCUCUGGGUAUGCGAGUCCAGCUGGGUCACAAUCCUGGUCAUCGGUGCCAUAAUCCACGUCCCUCGUCUGGAAACAACUUUGUCGUCAUCGACGUCAGUGGUAUUCAAGAGAUUGCACUGGAUUUUUGCGGCUGUGAGAGUGCACAGAUUCGCUUCAAGCAGCUGCUACGAGUACGCUGGUACCCCGCAACCACAACCGACCCACAGACAGCUGCUACAUUUAAUGUACUUGAGCAUUACCACCUCCUCUCCUUUGAAUCCAAGGUGUCGGCAUACGAAUUCUACCACAGUCUAGCCAGGCGCAGUGAUAACACUGGACUUUCCCCUAUCAAAGAUCGGUACUCAGCUUUCAUGCGCAUGGUGCGUGAAUGGCGGCACCUACGGCAACUGAGGUGCAGUGGCAGAGGGCAUGACCCCACUGGCGCCAAUGGGACUAAUAGUGGGGAGCUUGCUGUUCUCUGUCUGGCUUGCCCACAUCCUGGGAAGAACCUGCCUGAUGGAUGGGAGAGUGCACCUCCAUCAAUACGGUGGCUGUAUGCACUAUUUAUCGCAAUAGAUGUGAAUUUCUGCCUCAAACGCAAAGCGGUCUCUUCAGAUAAAGUUGAUCCAGGUUUGAACACUGGGUGGGCAUACUUUGUGGAGGAAACAAAGUACAAGAAGUAUCUAUCUGCGCGGGCAGGCGAGAAACAAGAGCGUAGCACCUGUGUUAGCCACAACGCAGUCAACAUGGCCGACACAAAAUCAGCACGUGACCUAGCAGCAACGGGUGUAGGUACUGUUGACUGCACACGCCACGAAUUCAAGUUGCCGACUGGGGUAGGAGAUCUUCAAAAGGGUGAAAAGUACCUUAAUAUGGACUACUUCAUGUUUUCAGCCCUGAUUGGGUUUACGGCCACAAUGCUCAACAUCUCAUAUGACAUCGCAUGCCAGUGGUCAAAGAAACUUUGGACCAGGAUGGACUCCAUGCCGGCUCAUUUGCAUGUGCCGCAUGAUGCAAUGCAGAUUUGUUACUUCAUUCCCAAGUUCCAUAUCGGAGCUCACAUUGCUGCCUGCCAGACUACGUUCUCGUGGAAUCUAGCCAGGUUUGUAGGUAGGACUGAUGGAGAGGCACCCGAACGCGGGUGGGCAAAUAUCAAUCGGGUGGCCUCAAGCACGAAAGAGAUGGGACCAGGGAGCCGAUGUGAUACACUAGAUGACCAUUUUGGCGACUGGAACUGGAAGAAAUGUUGUCGGACCUUGAAACGCAAGAUGGAGGAUGCAGUAAAGUGGAAGCGGGAACACUGUGCUGCCUUGGAUGAGCUGGAGGGAACCAUUCAGCCUGUGCUACUGGAUGAGUGGAGACUAGAAGUCGAGGCAUGGGAGGAGGACAAUACCAAACCAAACCCUUUCGACAGCAGAGUCGCUUCUAUUACCCAGGCAGCAGUGCGUGCUCAGCUCAUGGAAUUGGAAGCGCAGGAAUUGGAGGCUGGGAAUGAUUGUUCACUCCAUGCGGACGUCUCACCCAGCAUACUUAUAAGUAGUGGGAUUGAAUUGGAGGAUCAGCAACAGCGGCUGAAAUAUGAUAUCGCCAAUGUCUCACUUCAUCCUACAGACAAGCAGCGAGAGGCUAUCACCAACAGGACUAACGCACUACAAAGAUGGAUAGACUCGUGGAUCAGCAUUCAAGAACUUUACAUGCCCAUAGUUUCAGCACUCCGUUCGUCGGUCAACUCUAACGCUAGUGCUACGGACGCUGUCCUCAAGCCCCAACACUGUCAUCUGUAUCUUCCAUCUUCAAUCGACACCCAUUUACAUUGUGACCAGCGGCUCCUCCAGCAUGAAUGGGAGCUCCGGCACACCCAGGCCCACGAUGCCCUCAAUGAACUCCGUUCCCACCUCCGUCUGCGCUCCCACAUGUAUAAAUUCAAGGACAAGAACCUACGUGGCCAAGCGGCAUCCACUCAUGCUCAGAAUCUGAUCGCACGUGUUGAAGCGAAGAAAGACGCAGGAGUUGAAAAAUACAGGCGUGCACGUCAGGCACUGGAGUCACUGAGUGGUCGUUUGGAUAAGGUGGGCUGGGAAGUAUCUUUACGAUCUCUCAGAAGCGAAGAUGUGAGACCUAUGGGUGAUUUUGUGGGUGGGCACACUCAAGGAACAGGAACAAUAUCAUGGAUUUGGCUAGCUACCGGUGUUGAUACUGGUCGCUCUGAAAAUGACCGUGUUCAAGAUUGCGUCCGCAUCGAGUGGUGUAAAGCUCGUGCACGUGCUGCACGAUGGUCUGGGGAAGUGCAGCUACUGCUCGAAGAAAUGAGGCGCAUGCUGGUUUUUUUGCAGUGGCAGGCCGACUGGUGGUGCGAGCGUGCCAACCUACGUGUACUGGAGAAGCCCUCUGACCAGGAGGGCCUGCAAGCAUAUGCACAUCGUCAGGCUGCACUACGUUGUGCGAUGCGUGGCUCAUUCCAAGCAUUGUGA